This is a messenger RNA of Cylindrotheca closterium, 2004 nucleotides long. The record is from the annotation of a GenBank genome assembly. Lineage: Eukaryota; Bacillariophyta; Bacillariophyceae; Bacillariales; Bacillariaceae.
AUGGAAGCUCCACAACCGCAGGAGGAAAGCGAAGCCGAACGGCGUCGAAGAGCUGAGGAGGCAAUGGAACAAAUGCUAUUGGCGCAAGAAGAGGCCGAACAAGAGCUUGGUAAUGACGGCGACGACGAAGACAAUGGAGAUUUUCUCCAUGAGGAGGAUAUGAAUGGAGGAGACAAUAAUAACCAAGAGGAAAAUGAUGAUGAUGAGCUUCCAUUCCACCGCAAUUUGCUGGAAGGAAACGUGGAACGCAAGUCGUCUUUUAGCUACAUUCGGACCAGCUUCAUGGUGGCCUUUGCAUUAGUAUAUUAUGCACUAAGAACGAGACAACAAUGGUAUUUGGCGCUAGUGUUUUUGGGCUCCAGCAAGUGGGCCUAUAUCAUUUUGGGCAAUUUUCUAGUGGCUUCUUUGGUUUGGAUCUUUCAAACGUCUGUCAAAGUAUUUUUGAAUGGUUUGAGACUAGCCGAAGCGGAGGGAAUUGGGGAUUUCUUUCGGUGGAACAUUACGGAAACAUGUAUUGCAUUGACAAUGUUUCGGUCCGAACUCAAUGUCAAGACCAUGAUUUUGUUUUUGGUAUUGGUGCUGGCCAAGAGUCUUCACUGGGUUGCCGACAUGCGAGAGUCGCACCUGCGAAUGACCGAAGAAGCAGUGGUGACCAGUUCGAGUGACUGGCCCAAGCUGCAGUGGCAACAUUUGAAAUUACUAGUCUUUAUGGGCAGUUUGCAACUCAUGGAUAUUUUGGCGGUCAUUCAGUUUGCUGAAGAUAUUAUUGAUAAUGGAGCCACGGUCUCGGUACUCUUUGCCUUUGAAGGAGCCAUCUUGUUGACUUCGGUGAUUUCCAAUAUUUUGCUGUGGCACGUUCAUGCAAUGGACGGACUUUUUCACCACUGGCACGAAACAGCCGAUUCCCGCUCUUCAAGGCAUCACUGGAUCCAUAUCUGGAAGGAUCACAAGGCCACCUUGGUCUUUGCUGUUGAAGUACAGGCCCAAGCGGCCAAAUUCUUGUUUUAUGUUACCUUCUUUGCCAUUGUCAUGACCAACUAUGGGAUGCCCAUCAACUUGUUCCGCGAGGUCUAUGUGUCGUUCCAAGCACUUAAGUCGAGACUUGUUGCCUUUGGAAAGUACCGCCAACUCAUGGCCAAGAUGAGUACCUUUGAAUCGCCCAAUCAAGAAGAGAUUGAUGCGGAACCCAUUUGUAUUAUUUGUCGGGACGAAAUGACCAUUCACACAUCCGUCAAGUUGCCAGGGUGUGGGCACAUUUUUCACAAGUCUUGUUUGCGAGAAUGGUUGGUACAGCAACAGACUUGCCCGACUUGUCGGUCUGACAUUUUUGCCAUGGAUGCGAGGCAACGGCGACAGCUCAAUCUUCAAGAUUUGAUGCGGGAACAAGAACAACUGCAAGAACAGCUGCAUCAGCAACAGCACGAGCACGAGGAGGAAGUCAAUGAAGAGGGAAGUAUUGUUCCAGAAAAUGACAGCAAUGCCAGUGGCAGCGAUUUCAGUGAUGGGGAUUCCACUGACGAAACAGAGGAUGAAUCCAUUGUCGAGGAGGAAGCACAAGGUGGCACAAUGCACCAAUCCAGGUUGUUGGAUCGCAAUGCAUCGCUCCCACGCGGCAUCCCAGGAGGUGGAAACGACAGCUCCGCACCGUCAGCAAAAGCCGGAACUCGUGAUAAGCGCCAACGAGCAGAACGAUCACCAUGGGCAGCUGCCGCUGCACAACGAGGAUCAUCCAAUGGGGAAGCGGCGAGUAAUCUUCCAGCAUCUUCACAAUCAGUCUUUCCUGCCUUUUAUCGGGUUGUACAAGACGAUGGGGCUCCCGUCUAUAACGACGAUGCUUCGAACUUGGUUUCUCGGGUAGUUCCCUUUGGUGUGGUGCUGCUGGGUCAGGAUUUAUCCUGGCGAUAUUGCGAUGGAGAAAAGCGACUCAUGUUGCGCAUGCCCGAUGGAUGGAUCACCGAACAAACAGUCGAACGGAUUGUGGCAGUGCCAUUGGACGAACGAUAG